AUGCCCGAGCCAGCCAAGUCCGCCCCAGCGCCCAAGAAGGGCUCCAAGAAAGCCGUCACCAAGGUUCAGAAGAAGGACGGCAAGAAGCGGAGGAAGAGCAGGAAGGAGAGCUAUGCCAUCUACGUCUACAAGGUGCUGAAGCAGGUCCACCCCGACACCGGCAUCUCCUCCAAGGCCAUGGGCAUCAUGAACUCCUUCGUCAACGACAUCUUCGAGCGCAUCGCAGGGGAAGCCUCCCGCCUGGCUCACUACAACAAGCGCUCCACCAUCACCUCCCGGGAGAUCCAGACCGCCGUGCGCCUGCUGCUGCCCGGAGAGCUGGCCAAGCACGCCGUCUCCGAGGGCACCAAGGCCGUCACCAAGUACACCAGCGCCAAGUGAGCGCCGCCCCCGCUCUCCGGACCCAAAGGCUCUUCUCAGAGCCCCCACCCUGUCUCCAGCGGAGCUGCUCCCGGGUCUC
Bufo bufo (common toad) is the source of this 460-nucleotide messenger RNA. RefSeq names its product histone H2B 1.1. NCBI's taxonomy places the organism in Eukaryota, Metazoa, Chordata, Amphibia, Anura, Bufonidae. The transcript has a single exon. The coding region runs from base 1 to 381 and encodes 126 amino acids. The record is from RefSeq and is a predicted model, not a curated record. Gene Ontology annotation, cellular component: nucleosome. Gene Ontology annotation, molecular function: structural constituent of chromatin; DNA binding; protein heterodimerization activity.